AUAAUAAUAUGGGUAUAACCAAAAAAUAUGUGGUCGAGAUCGAAAAGGCAAAAGAAGCAAACGGGACUAGGCCAUCUGUUGGUCCAGUUUACCGCAAUGUGCUAGCAAAACAUGGAUUCCGACCAAUUACUAAUGGCCUCAAUAGUUGCUGGGAUGUUUUCCGUUCAUCAGUGGAGAAACAUCCUAAUAAUCCCAUGCUUGGUGAAAGAGAGAUGAUUAUUCAUCAUCAUCAUCAUCAUGCCAACAAGGAGCAGGUUGAGGCCGAGGCAGCAGCAGCUGGUAAAUAUGUGUGGUUAACUUACAAGCAAGUUUAUGAUACCGUCUUGAACCUUGCAGAUUCUAUGCUCACCCGUGGAGGAGUUACCAAAGGUGCACGAUGUGGAAUAUAUGGGAUUAAUUGCACUAAAUGGGUUCUAACCAUGCAGGCCUGCAAUGCUCUUGCCCUUCAUUGUGUCCCUUUGUAUGACACUCUAGGUGCUGGUGCAGUGAAAUACAUAAUAUGUCAUGCCGAAGUCUCUAUUGUAUUUGCACAAGAAACCAAAAUUUCCGAGGUACUAAAAACGUUUCCUGAUACCGGCAAGUACUUGAAAACUCUUGUGAGCUUUGGCACAAUUACAAAUGAGCAGAAGCUUGUGGCUGAAAAAUGUGGUUUGGAAGUCUUCUCUUGGGAAGAAUUCUUGCAUCUGGAAACCAAUAAGGAGCGAGACAUAGUUAACAAUGACCAGCUGCCAUUGAAGAUGAGAAGUGACAUCUGCACAAUCAUGUACACUAGUGGAACCACUGGCGAACCAAAGGGAGUAGUAAUAACCAAUGAAAGCAUUCUUUCCAUUUUGUCUGGCGUACAUCACCACCUUGAGAGCAUGAGUGAAGAGUUCCGUGUGAGCGAUGUAUUUUUUUCAUAUCUACCUUUAGCCCACAUUUUUGAUCGGGUGAUUGAGGAAUUAUUCAUUUCCACCGGUGCCUCAAUAGGAUUUUGGCGUGGGGACAUCAAGUUAUUGAUUGAUGAUCUCAAAGAGCUAAAGCCAACUGUCUUCUGUGCCGUUCCCCGUGUGCUGGACAGAAUCUAUUCAGGUUUGGUAGAGAAGAUCUCUUCAAGCGGUUUUCUCAAGCAAAGUUUGUUUAACAUUGCGUACACAUACAAACUGCAUAACAUGGGUAAAGGUUACAAACAUGAAGAGGCAGCGCCAACUUUUGACAAGAUUAUUUUUAGUAAGGUGAAAGAAGGUCUAGGAGGGAACAUGCGACUUAUUCUAUCUGGAGCAGCACCUCUUUCUACUUCUGUGGAAACGUUUUUAAGAGUAGUAACAUGUGCUCACGUUCUUCAAGGAUAUGGUUUAACUGAAACCUGUGCGGGGUCAUUUGUUGCUCAACCAAAUGAAAUAUCAAUGACUGGUACGGUGGGACCUCCAUUGCCAAAUGUGGAUGUAUGUUUAAUUUCGGUCCCUGAAAUGGGAUACGAUGCCCUGGCCGGUGCUCCAAGAGGAGAGAUAUUGCUACGUGGAAAUUCCUUGUUUUCAGGAUACUAUAAGCGUGAAGAUCUCACCAAAGAGGCGUUUGUAGAUGGAUGGUUCCACACAGGGGAUAUUGGUGAGUGGCAACCAGAUGGAAGCAUGAAAAUCAUUGACCGAAAGAAGAAUAUUUUUAAGCUUUCCCAGGGAGAGUAUGUCUCUGUUGAGAAUUUGGAAGCCAUAUUCUCCCUUGUUUCUUGUAUUGAUACGAUAUGGAUAUAUGGCAACAGCUUUGAGUCCUUCCUUGUAGCAGUUGUUAACCCCAACAAAGAAUCACUUGAAUGUUGGGCAACAGAAAACGGAGUGCCUGGUGAUUUUUGUAGCAUCUGCGAGAAUCCCAAGACAAAUGCAUAUAUUCUUCAACAGCUAACUAAUAUUGCUAAAGAGAAGAAGUUAAAAGGGUUUGAAUUCAUUAAAGCUGUUCAUGUUGACCCCAUACCCUUUGACAUGGAUCGUGAUCUGCUCACUCCAACAUUCAAGAAGAAGAGAGCCCAGCUCCUUAAAUAUUACCAGAAAGUGGUGGAUGGUAUGUAUAAAAGCAGGAGAUAGUCGAGAUGCAUGAUUGGGCUGAAGUCAAUAUAUCAACACCAUUUCCAAAUUAAUUAAUGUCCCAUUUAUGUUCUUUGACAUGAACUUCAUGAAAUGAUGAUUAUAUAUUAUAAUGAUAAGCAAAAGUUUGUUGUCGAUCAA
This is a messenger RNA of Erigeron canadensis, 2198 nucleotides long. Its product is annotated as long chain acyl-CoA synthetase 4-like. The record is from RefSeq and is a predicted model, not a curated record. Gene Ontology annotation, molecular function: long-chain fatty acid-CoA ligase activity. Gene Ontology annotation, biological process: fatty acid metabolic process. Lineage: Eukaryota; Viridiplantae; Streptophyta; Magnoliopsida; Asterales; Asteraceae. Gene Ontology annotation, cellular component: membrane; endoplasmic reticulum. Bases 9 to 2057 code for a protein of 682 amino acids. The transcript is spliced from 19 exons.